UCUCCCGGCGCUCGAAUCUCGACCGGUCGCCGCAACCGGUUGAAGCCCGAGCUGAGCCCCGGGCCGCCCAGGGGUGGUCGCUGGGCUCGGGUACUCCCGGGGAAGCGUUUGAUGUCCUGGGGGAGGAAAGCGUUCGUGUCCCGGCGUGAGGAGCAGCCAGGAUUAAAUUUUUGGGAGUUGCUGUUUAACCAUGUUUGCCAGUCUGGAAUCACCUGAAGAUCUGUUGCAUGCUACAAAAUACUGAAGUUGUGGAGUUUAUAUUGGUCAACUGGAAUACUUCUCAAGUCAGGUGCAGCAGGAUGCUGCCAGGAAACCACUUCUUUUGGUUCUAGUGGAUGAAGAGCUUGGACACUGCAAUGGCCACUGUUUUCAAAGCCACACAGUUCAUCUCACAGACCCCAGCACUGGGUCCCCUGUAUCAUCUUCACAUCUGACAGGCUCCCAAUGUUGGAAACAAUGGUUCUGGAUGAUCCACCUAACGUCAGAGAUCCAUUUGCUUCCUUGUACCCCUCAGCUAUGGAAGACUUAGAGGUGGAUUUUGAUUCAGGACUGGAGGAAGAUGAACUGAAACAGGAGUCUUCUCCUGAGGAUUCCACAAUCUUUGUAGCCUUUAAAGGAAAUAUAGGUGACAGAGACUUUGAGCAGAAACUAGAUACCAUACUGGAGAAUGUACCUGGCCUUUUGCACAUGGAAUCAAACAAGUUAAGACUGCAGAAGAUAGAGCCUUGGAACAGUGUCCGUGUUACCUUCAAUAUCCCCCGUGAAGCUGCUGAGCGGCUGCGAAUUCUGGCUCAGAAUAACAACCAACAGCUUCGGGACCUGGGAAUUCUCUCAGUCCAAAUUGAAGGGGAAGUUGCUAUCAAUUUAGCUUUAGCUCAAAACAGGAGCCAGGAUGUCCGGAUCAACGGGCCCCUGGGAGCGAGCAACUCCAUGCGCAUGGACACUGGGUUCCCCAUGCCAGGGGGACAAGGUUUAAUAAGAAUGAGCAAUGCUGCAGCUGUCAUGAUGUCCCAGAGUGGAAAUGUGCCCUCCUCUAUGGUGGCAAGUGGUGCUAGUGCUGAGCUGCAGCCAAGAACACCUCGGCCUUCCUCACAGCCAGAUGCAAUGGACCCACUCUUAUCUGGACUAAAUAUCCAGCAGCAAAAUCAUCCAUCUGGAUCUUUAGCUCCCCAGCUCCAUUCAAUGCAGUCAGUUCCUGUAAACAGGCAGAUGAACUCAGCCAACUUUCAGCAGCUACAGCAGCAGGCUCAGUUGCAGACACGUCCUCCCCAGCCACAUCAGCAGCCACAGCAGGGCAUUCGACCAUCAUUUACUUCACCAGCACAGGUUCCAGUUCCUCCUGGCUGGAACCAGCUUCCUUCUGGAGCACUUCAGCCUCCUCCAACCCAGGGAGCAUUGGGUACCUUGACAGUAAACCAGGGCUGGAAAAAGGCCCCAUUGCCUGGACAAAUGCAGCAGCAACUUCAAGCAAGACCAUCGCUAGCAACAGUACAAACUCCCACUCAUCCUCCACCUCCAUAUCCUUUUGGAAGCCAGCAAGCUUCCCAGGCUCACUCAAACUUUCCCCAAAUGAGCAAUCCUGGCCAGUUUACUGCUCCUCAAAUGAAAAGCCUUCAGGGUGGGCCCUCCCGGGUUCCUACGCCACUACAACAACCCCACCUGACCAACAAGUCUCCUGCUUCCUCUCCUUCCUCCUUCCAGCAGGGAUCUCCUGCAUCAUCUCCAACAGUUAACCAGACACAGCAGCAGAUGGGACCAAGGCCUCCCCAGAGUAGCACACUUCCCCAGGGAUUUCAGCAGCCUGUCAGUUCUCCUAGUCGUAAUCCUAUGGUGCAACAAGGGAACGUACCCCCCAACUUCAUGGUGAUGCAGCAGCAAAACCAAGGUCCACAAAGUUUACACCCUGGCUUAGGAGGAAUGCCCAAGAGGCUCCCACCAGGGUUCCCUGCGGGCCAGGCCAACCAGAACUUCCUGCAGGGUCAGGUGCCUUCCACAGCUCCAGGAACAGCAGGGAACAGUGGAGCACCCCAGCUGCAAACCAGCCAAAACGUGCAGCACACAGGUGGCCAAGGAUCUGGACCUCCCCAAAGUCAGAUGCAAGCACCACAUGGCCCACCAAAUAUGAUGCAGACCAAUCUCAUGGGACUUCAUGGAAAUAUGAACAACCAGCAGGCUGGUGCUAGUGGGGUGCCACAAGUUAACAUGGGCAACAUCCAGGGACAGCCUCAGCAAGGACCACAGUCUCAGCUUAUGGGAAUGCAUCAGCAAAUUGUACCCUCUCAAGGGCAGAUGGUAAACAUCCAGGCUCAGGGGUCACUCAACCCUCAAAACCAGAUGAUCCUUUCUCGAACUCAGCUCAUGCCUCAAGGCCAAAUGAUGGUGACACCACAAAACCAAAAUCUUGGUCCUUCUCCCCAAAGGAUGACCCCACCCAAACAGAUGAUUUCCCAGCAGGGACAACAGAUGAUGUCUACACACAGUCAGAUGAUGGGACCUCAGGGCCAGGUCUUGUUACAGCAAAACUCCAUGAUGGAACAGAUGAUGGCCACUCAGAUGCAAGGAAAUAAACAGCCUUUUAGUACUCAAAACCAGUCCAAUGUUAUGACGGGGCCAGCUCAACUGAUGAGAGGACCAACCCCAAACAUGCAAGGAAACAUAGUGCAGUUCACUGGGCAGAUGAUGGCACAGCAGGGCCCUGUGAAUGGUAACCCUUCUCAGGUUAUGGGAAUUCAAGGGCAAGUUUUAAGACCUACAGGACCUGGUCCUCACAUAUCUCAGCAGCUUGGGGAUACUACAGCUACAACCAAUAACGAUGUGAACUUGACACAGAUGAUACCUGAUGUUCCUGUGCAGCAGCCAAACAUGGUGCCUUCCCACAUGCAAGCAAUGCAAGGAAACAACAACGCUUCAGGGAGCCAUUUCUCAGGCCAUGGGCUGCCUUUCAAUGCAGGGUUUAGUGGAACACCAAAUGGGAAUCAGAUCUCCUGUGGGCAGAAUUCUGUUUUCCCUGUCAACAAAGAUGUUACCCUCACAAGUCCACUCUUGGUUAACCUUCUGCAAAGUGAUAUAUCAGCAGGACACUUUGGUGUGAACAACAAGCAAAAUAAUCAGAAUGCCAGCAAGCCAAAGAAGAAGAAGCCUCCAAGGAAGAAGAAAAAUAAUCAACAACUAGAACAAACAACUUCUUCAGAACCACGUCCAGCAGGCCUGGAGGAGAGUGAUCAGUCAUCAAUGUCUGGAGAACAAGGAAUGAGUUUAGAUAAUUCAGGACCUAAACUUUCAGAUUUUGCAAGUAGGCCACCAGGUAGUUAUCCAGCUCAGCCAGUGGAACAAAGGCCACUUCAGCAGAUGCCACCUCAGCUCAUGCCACAUGCACAGCAGCAGCCACAGCAGCAGCCACAGCCACCACCCCAGCAAGCCCAGGCACCACCACAGACCCCACAGCAGCAGCAGCAGAUGAUGAUGAUGCUGAUGAUGCAACAGGAUCCCAAAUCUGUCAGGCUCCCUGUGCCACAGGGAGUUCACCCACCUAGAGGGCCUCUGAAUCCAGAUGCUCAACGAAUGCCCAUCCAGCAGAGUGGUAACAUGCCAGUGAUGGUUAACCUCCAGGGACCUGGAUCAGUGCCUCCAUCUCCUGAUAAACAAAGAAUUUCCUUGCCAGGCAAUCCUCCACUGGGAAAUAAUGCAAGAAAAAUGGUUUAUCAAGAUAAUGUGCAGAACCCUUCCAGCUCACCCCUUAGAGAGGUUUCAUCAGUGGCUUCUCUUCCAGAAGGAGGUGGAACUGAAGGCCCCCCAGCAUCAGGAGCUCAGAAUAAUUUGACAUCUCAUUUAGUAGUUUCACAGAACCAAUUAAUGAUGACAGGACCCAAACCUGGACCAUCCCCACUUUCAGCUGCCCAAGGUGCAAGUCCCCAGCAGCAGUCUAAUUCUCUGUCUACUGCUCUUACACACCAUUUUCCAAAUGUUGCCACCCCAUCACAAACUUCAAGGCCUAAAACUCCUAACAGAGCAAGCCCAAGGCCAUACUACCCUCAGACCCCUAAUAACCGCCCACCUAGCACAGAACCAUCAGAAAUCAGCUUGUCUCCAGAGAGGCUCAAUGCUUCUAUAGCUGGGCUCUUCCCUCCCCAGAUUAAUAUUCCUUUACCUCCCAGGCCUAAUCUCAAUAGAGGAUUUGAUCAGCAGGGUCUUAAUCCCACUACUUUGAAGGCCAUUGGACAAGCCCCAUCAAAUCUCACCAUUAACAGUCAGUCAAGUUUUCCUGCUCCACAGGCACACAAGUUGGAAGGCACAGCCAUGAAUUCAGGAAAACAAACCAACACUGGGGGAACAAAGAGAGCAAGUCCAAGCAAUAGUCGAAGGUCCAGUCCUGGAUCCAGUAGGAAAACUACACCAAGCCCUGGCAGACAGAAUUCAAAAGCAGCUAAAUUAUCAUUGACACCUCAGCAGAAUCCAUCUCUCUUGCAGAACAUGGAAUUGCAAAGAAAUAUGAUCCCUGGUCCCUCUUCUUUGCCUACACCUGUGACUACAAGUUUUCAAAAUAAUAACCUGGUAAAUAAUCAGAAUCCUGCAAUUUCUGUAUCUGCAGUGACUGGCAUUCCUGAAGAUAAUAAAGAGACCCUUAGUGUGCCUCCAGAUAACGAGUGUCAGAGUGCACAAGGUGUCCAGGGGAACAAAGACCAGCCCAAUAUUGAACUGAAAGGUAUCCCUACUCCAGAAGUGAAAAUGUUAGUUCCAGAAGAACAGUUGAAAAAGGACGGGCAGGCCUCAGACACCAGUAAGCUUCCAGUCUCAGAGGAAAGUAAAACCAUGGUAUCUCCAGCUAUGAGGGAGGCACCAACUUCUUUAAGUCAACUUCUUGAUAAUUCUGGAGCUCCUAAUGUAACCAUUAAGCCUCCUGGGUUGACUGGACUUGAAAUAGCACCCAUAGUCACCACGGGGGAGGAAUUGAAGAAGAUUGCUGUCAUUCCUCCACUGCAGGAUUCAUCCUCCAGCAAAGAGCCAUCUAAUUCACUGAGCUUGCCUCAAAACAGUGAGCCCUGUGCUAAUGCAGGACACCAGGAACCAGGAGAAGUAAACUCAAACGUUGCACAGAGUGUUCCUCCAGUCAUGCAGAGGCCUGUCAGCUCUUCCUCUAUUUCAGGUCCUUUACCACCAAACCAGAUAACAGUAUUUGUAACUUCAAACCCUAUUACAUCUUCUGCUAACACAUCAGCAUCCUUGCCUUCUCACUUGCAACCAGCAUUAGUGUCAACUGUUGUCACCAUGCCCAAUGUAGGGAACAAAGUUAUGGUUUCUGAGGGACAGUCAACAGCCCAGUCGAGUGCCCGGCCACAGUUUAUCACACCUGUCUUUAUAAACUCAUCAUCAAUAAUUCAGGUUAUGAAGGGCUCUCAAUCAAGUACAAUUCCAGCAGCCCCGAUGACUUCCAGCUCCAGCCUCAUGCCUCAGUCAGUCGCAGUUGUUGGUCCCUUGCAUCUACCACAGAAUAUAAAGUUCUCUUCUGGGCCUACUCCUCCCCCCAGCACAUCAUCCAGCAGCCCUGUUUCUGGUAUCCCCACCAGCAGACCACUCGUUCUUAACCCCUUGGCACCUCCCGUUCAGCUGCCUUCUCCUGCCACAACUGCAUCCAGUGUUCCUUCACAUCUUCCUGCUCAGCAAGUCAAAGACUUCAGCCCAGAGGAAACUUCUUCUCAAAGUGGUGGCUCGAGUGAGCAGGGCUCUGGCCCAGCAGCCCCCUCAGGACCGGUGCUUUCACCUCUCCUUACGAGCAGCCCUGGGUCUGGGAACAGACGCAGCCCCGUUUCAUCGAGUAAGGGGAAGGGAAAGGUGGACAAGAUCGGCCAACUCCUGCUGACUAAAGCAUGCAAGAAAGUCACUGGCUCCCUUGAGAAAGGGGAGGAGCAGUAUGCUUUGGAUGGAGAAGCAGAAGGUCAGGGACUAGAAACUCCAGCCCCAAAUAGUUUGGGAACAGAGCAACCACCAGCAGAACUAGAUAAUAAAACUGUGACACCUCCAGCACCCAGCAAUGUUAAACAGAGCACUUCUGGGCCUGGCAGUUCCAGUUUCAGCACUGCAGCUGCUGCUCCUGCCUCUGCCUCUCCCACUGUUUCCACGAGCACUCCUCCUGCCAGCAUCCCACCAGCUGGAGCUGCCCCCGCCACCCCAGACCCAGCACCCCCAGCACCCCCAGCACCCACAGCACCCAGCACUAAUGGCAGCAGCCAUGGGGGUUUGCUGGCAGAGCAGAAAGGGGGUGCUGGGGCAGAGGAAAAAGCAGGAGCACAGCAGGAGGUGCUACAAAGUGCAGCAUCCUCUCAACAGUUAACACAGAAAAAAAGCUCAAUUGCAACAUCAGAAAGUACUGUUCAAAGAACAGAACUUGAAACAAAUGCUCCAGUAGUUGCUGGUCAAAGACCUCAGUAAUGGUGGCGCCUGUGGAAAACAGAGCAGACAAUUUAUAAUGCAUCUAAUUUCUUGGUCUUCUAUUGUUGAAAAUAUUCUCUUUGAGGACUUCUCAAUUCUGUAUCCUCUGAUAAUUUUUUAAUAGAAAUGGACUAUACUCUGGCUUACUCAGGUCAUUCUUCAUCUGAUAAAACUUCUGGUAUCUCUAGCAUUUCAUGUCUUCAGUGCUAAUAGUCCGGAACUGGUACCUGUGUUGGUCCAUCCUCCAGCUUGUCUGACUUGCAUAGAAAAACCUAUUUCUUCUUACACUUCAUCAGAAAUAUUUUGUCCCACUUUAUUAGUAAUGAGACAAAAGAGAAUUGUGAAAAGUCUAAAACUCCAAAUAGAAGAAAUUCAAGAGCAGAGGAUUCUGCCGCUUCACAGGAAUCUGUAGAAAACGGACAGCGCAAGAGAUCCUCCAGGCCAGCAUCUGCAUCCAGCACUGCAAAAGGUAAAAUGCACAGCCCUGUUUCUCUGGAGAGGGCUGGGAGUAACAUACUUCCCAAAUAGUAACCCUUUCAAUCACUGGUGGUUUACAGCUUGUCCGUGUUGUGUGCUUUUAACUCUGGUUUCAAGGAUUUAGACAUGGGUCGGUGCUGAUAUCCCGACCUCUGUCCUGGCAGCAAAUCCUCUCUGAGUUUCCUGUUGUUAAAUUUGUGGAAUUUGCUUUCUGCAGCACUCAUCAACGUAGUGCUCAGCGAGCUUGCCUCGUUGGAGUUGAAUUCUCCUGUCAGAAACGUGUUGUCAUUAAAAGGAUUGAUGCUGCCAUUCAAGUAAAAAAAUGACCUUUUUUUUUUUUUUUUUGAUUUCCUGAAGCCUGAAAGACACACGACAAAUGCUUAAGUGUUCCCAAGUGCAUGGUCAGCUCUUGCAAAGCCAAAUGCUGUAAUUCAGGCACACUCAAUGCUGCUGGAUGGCAGCCUGGGGCACUGAGCUGUGUGCUAGCACAUGGGGCCUCAGCUCUUCUUUCUCACAACAUGUGAAGUCCUGAAGUUACAGACACCAACCUGUGGCAUCAGCACUUGCUGACAGGCCUUAUUUCCUUAUUUCUUUAACAAAUUUUGCAGCAUUGGUGUGAUGUACAGGGUCAUGGCUGGAGUGCACAGGUCCUGGUGCCAUUCUGCAUUUCUGAAGCUAAUGGUGUCAGCUCUUUAUGUUUAAAGGUCAAAAAUAUUCUGUUGGCCAAAAGUUGUGCCAGAGGGUAGAGAGAGACUUUCAAGAGGCAACAUUCAACCAAUACUUUAAAGAUCACCUACAGAACAAAGAAGUACUAAUAUAAAAUGAUAAUAAAAGGAAGUCAAGUUGAAUUCAGCAACCAUUUUCCAUACUGAAGCUACUAAAGUGUGCUGGUAAGAACAUUUGUAUUUUAAGAGUUUCAGAGAAGACUUCCAGCUGUGUGUAACUGCAGUGACUCUCAAAGGUUAUAUGGAGGGACCUCUAAGUUCUGCACUUUUGUGGCUGCUGAAUUUAAUUAAAUUUACUUCUUGUGGCAGGAUUGUGCAGAAGAAUUUAAGUCUGUAUUGUAAAAAUAAAUUCUCUUUCAUGCUUGUGGAGAAAAGUUUGAAAAAUGUGAAGCCAAUGUAAAGCUGAUUUGGUGAUACUUCCCUGAGUUUGAAGGGAUCUGGAACAAAUGACCUGCCUCAAAUACUGUAAUGAAUAAACCUAAAGAUGACAACCAGUGGCACCUCAAAGUCUCAAAAUGUGGGAACAUGAAAGGACAUCACAUUUAAACCAUACCAGAACACACUUAGGGGUUUUGUACUGACUGUAUUAUUCCUUUACCUCUGUAAGUAAAAUAAUUGUUUUUAAAACAUGUCUGAAACUGCUGCAGUAUCUAAGGGUUUUGCUUGAAAACAUAGGUCCAGCUUGCCAUGGACUUUGAUUACCUUGUCCCCAUGUGAGCAACUCCUGGCUCCCAAGUUGUAGAGAAAAGGAGCAGAACAAGAGUCCUGUAGAAGAGGACAGUCUGGAGGAUUAGUGAGGUAGCUGCAGAAGUGUAACCAGGUUUGCCACUUGUGCCUACUCUGUUCUACGUUGUUAUUGGUCACAACUUAGGGAAGGACAUUUGUUUGUGUGCCUCUGGCCUCCUGGGCAUCCAUGGCUACAGAAUCAGUGUCCUGAGGAACUGACUUACCCAGGGGAAAGAGAAGGGAGGGGCUGGAAAGAGUCACCUUUGAGACAGAGGUUGGUUAAAAUCCCUAGAAAAAUGGCACUUGGGAAAAGCAGAUUCAGCCAGUCCAUGUAGGAAUUCCCAUGGUAUGAAGGAGGGAGGAAGCAGGAGGGGAGGUGCAGGAGCAGAGGCCACACUGGAGCUCAGACACAGCACCCUCUGGUGUGCAGGUUUGGGUUCCAAGCAGGAGAGGGGGAUCUGGGGAUACUGACAAGGACUGGGCCAGGUUCUGCCUGCUGCCCCCUCGGUUCUCCCACAGAUGGAGGUUGGGCAGCUCCUGGCCAGGCUGCUCAGAGGGAGCUCUACAGCUUGGCAGGAAUUCUGUUGGUGCCAUCCUGCCCACUGAGAUGUUUCACUUCUGUAAACUGAUGGUGUACUGGAUAUUUUUUUUUUUUUUUUUUUUUGCUUUUUGGAAUACCUUUCCAGCAAGGGCUGUUUCAGUGUCUACUGUAGCUUCAAGUUUAUUAAAUUUUUUAAUGUUGAAGAGUUUUUUAUUUUAUUUUUAAUGCAACAUUUAAAAACCAAGUGGAGUUGUACUGUUGCUUUUCUAGUGCUAGAUAUCUUAGGAAGUUUUUCCCUUUUCACUCUUAAAAUGCAUGCAGCUCCACUAGCUUUUGGAAAAUGUUGUAAAGAGCCAAAGAUGUUUAAAAUUACAUUUUAAAAAUUUCUAAAGACAUAAAUACCCUUGGUCCUUACUCCUGUUGUUUUGAGACAGAAACCUAGUGCCUUGGUAAGUGCACUGAAAAUGUCAUCUCUGGUCACUGCAGUUUCUUCCAAGUGCUUCUGCUGCAGGAUUAGAAUAUUUAUCUUUCUGCAUAAGCUGCCUUUUCUGUGAAACACAACGUACACUGAAGAGACUUGUUUGCUCAUGACUUGAUUUUCCAAUGACUCAAUGAGAUCCUUAACUUGUGUGGCAGGCUUCAAAACAUAAUCCUAAAGUUUUGGGGUUUUUUUCUAACAGUUUCCAUGAUGCUUGGGUCUGAUUGCUUCUGUUUGUGCCCAGUGCUGCGUUUCACAGGGAAGUCCCUCCAUGGCAUGGAGCACAUUGUGGAUACUGAAGUUAAAAAACAGUUAAAAAUAACACAACUCUUUUAUUUUUAAGACCAUUCUUUUGGGACUUCAUAAAUGUUUAGCUCGUAACAGUUAGAAAUUGUGUCCUGAGAGAAGCUGGGGGAAGGUUGUGUGGCUGCCAAGCACUGUGUCAGGGUGAUGGGCCUGGUGGUUUUGCCUCUCGGGAAGAGUCCAUCCCCUUCUGUAGAAACUCUGCUUUUCAGAGCUUUGCACUUUGGUGUUGGAGAAAUAGAAGGGCAAUCUGUGCACCUCUGGUGAAUGGCUUACCAACUCCCUAUCCAUGCUUUUUUCUUUUGAUUUCAGAAACGAGUGCCAGUGCAAUGCAGUCAAAAAGAAGAAAAUCCAAGUAAAUUACUGCAUGGAAACAUGAACCUUGUAAAUGAGUGUGAAUUUACCAAUAGCAAUUUUGAGCUGUGAUUUUUCUUUUUUUAAAUAAAAUUCUGUACAGUAAGUCAUUUUAA
Messenger RNA from Calypte anna (Anna's hummingbird), 10146 nucleotides. It is a transcript of the gene NCOA6, whose product is annotated as nuclear receptor coactivator 6. Gene Ontology annotation, biological process: positive regulation of transcription by RNA polymerase II. The transcript is spliced from 15 exons. The coding region runs from base 445 to 6426 and encodes 1993 amino acids. Lineage: Eukaryota; Metazoa; Chordata; Aves; Apodiformes; Trochilidae. The record is from RefSeq and is a predicted model, not a curated record. Gene Ontology annotation, cellular component: histone methyltransferase complex; nucleus; transcription regulator complex.